Colletotrichum godetiae is the source of this 1985-nucleotide messenger RNA. Its product is annotated as major facilitator superfamily domain-containing protein. The transcript is spliced from 8 exons. Lineage: Eukaryota; Fungi; Ascomycota; Sordariomycetes; Glomerellales; Glomerellaceae. Bases 278 to 1783 code for a protein of 501 amino acids. Gene Ontology annotation, cellular component: plasma membrane. The record is from RefSeq and is a predicted model, not a curated record. Gene Ontology annotation, biological process: transmembrane transport. Gene Ontology annotation, molecular function: transmembrane transporter activity.
GCCGCCGACCCGCCGCUGUUCGCCUCUUCCGAAACCGGCGCCGAAAUCUUUUGGCCGAUUUCUGGGUCUACGUGGGGUCCAAAAUGUCUUCGGUCAAGAUUUUUCGUAGGCCGAGGAGUAUGGGUAUUUCGCCAGCCGGAGAACCGCAAAGGGGCAUUUCUUGCUCCUGUUCUCAUUUUUCCCUCCGCCAAGGAAUUCACAAGUCCAUUUGACCGUCCGGAAGGUUCCAUCACGGCAUCCACUUCCCCGAUUCCCGGCCUCCGAGUUGCGCCCCACGAUGGUUGAACCUAAAACCGAUGGCCCCGAUCCCGGGACCGGCGCUGUGCCUGCUCCGAGUUCUCGGACCGGACAGGAGAAUCUCGUGCUUCCACUGGGGGAGAACGCACCUGCGGAGCCCUACAGCAUAUUCACUCGCAAAGAGAAGUGGUUCAUCGUCGCGAUGGUCGCUGUCGCGGGUUUCUAUAGUCCGCUGCCGGCAAACAUUUACUUACCUGCGAUCCCUAAACUAUCGGAAGCAUUUGGCAAGUCCGUCGAGCUCCUCAACUUGACAGUCACAGCCUUCCUUGCGACCCAAGGUGUCUCGCCGAUGCUAUGGGGACCUCUCUCCGACCGUUACGGAAGGCGACCAGUGUUUUUAGUCUGCCUGACCAUCUUGAUCGGAGCGUGUAUAGGAAUAGCCGUGAUUCCUACGGACGCUUUCUGGCUCUUAAUUGUCCUCCGCUGUCUACAGGCUGCAGGCUGCGCUAGCACAAUUGCCCUCGGAGCGGGUGUCAUUGGCGAUAUUUCGACUCCUGAAGAGAGAGGAGGGUUCUUUGGCACGUUCAACCUCGGACCCAUGCUCUCACCCUGCAUCGCUCCCGCAAUUGGUGGUGCUCUUUCCGAUAAACUUGGAUGGCGUUCAAUCUUCUGGUUCCAAGUCAUUAUGGCUGUUUGCUGCCUUCUAUUCAUCCUGUUGUUCCUUCCAGAGACUCUUCGAAACCUCGUUGGCAACGGGAGUAUCUCUCUUGGCGGGAUUUACACCCCUCUGUUGCCCAUCGUAGGUAGAUCUCGAAGGAAGAACAAGACCCAGCGCAACAAGUCUGGUGUCCGGCGGUCAAUCAACCCUUUCGUUAUCCUCGUAUAUCCCGAUGUCGCCAUAACCCUAACCUUCACGGGCGUCGUUUAUGCAGUCAACAACACUGUCGUGACGACGGUCGCCUCUUCCUUUGCCAAAGUCUACCCUUGGCUAUCCGAAACCGCACUCGGGCUAUGCUACUUACCUACAGGAUUUGGCAUGAUCGUUGGCAGCACCCUUACCGGCAAGUUUCUCGAUUGGGACUAUGCUCGUAUUAAGAAGACGGUCGAGGAAUCUGACGGCGCUAUUAUGUUCCCUAAGGAGUAUGCACGUCUGAGGACCAUGCCGGCGUUGCUAGUGCUUUUCUCCGGAGCUGUGAUAGCAUGGGGCUUUUGUGUCGAUCGAGGGGUUCAUAUCGCUGUCCCUCUCGUCCUUCAGAUCGUCUUGGGAUAUACGUCAAUUGCUAUUCUCAACACGACCAUGACUCUCAUGAUCGACAUCCUACAAACGAGAAGCUCGGCAGCGACAGCAUGUACAAACCUCGUGCGAUGCUUGCUGGCAGCCCUCUUGGUGGGUCUCAUUGACAGGAUGACCGCCGCCUUGCGCAUCAGCUGGAGUUACGUUCUACUUGGCGGAGUUUGUGCUCUUCUUCUUCCCCUCAUGUACAUUGAGAUGAAGGUUGGUCCCAAGUGGAGAAUGAGGCGAGACAUGAAGUCUGUGGACGACUGAGGAAAGGAUAUGAGUUUUGACAUUUAUGCCUCCAUACCAGGAACGGCACCACACACGAUCAAAUAACCAACCAUGUUAUGCUACUGCCCAACCAGACUUCAAAUGUGAUAUCGCGUCUUUCAUAGACACCACAUCAGCAUACUUGGAGUCAAGAUCGAACAGAUUGGCAUUUUGAAUCUCCUCGCUGCGAUCACCGCACGCU